CACCCCUUCCACACCCCUCUUCAGUCCUGCCAGCCUUCGCUUUCCUCCCGAAGCCGCCGCGUUCCAGCUUCUCUUUAUUGGACUGGCGUCGUGCGUUUGACUUGGAAUAUGGAUUUUCGUUGUAAUCCGCGGCGAGAUAUUUAUUCGCCAUUUUCGUCUCUAACUGCAGGACGCGAGCGUGCCCAGCUAAGCAAGAUUCUCUAAAGUCAGUGCUGGUACUUAAUAAAGAGAUAUUUCUCCCCCCCCCCGAUCGAAUACCCUGCUCCCUGUGGGGCCCUUUAUUAGCAACGCGCUGGCAAAUCAUGGCAAUUUCCGCUCCAUGCAUUGGUGACCGCGCCGUUCCACACGUGCUGUCGACGCCACGACGAAUAAGCAUCUACUACGAAUGCUGCCGCUGCUGCAAGACCCCGCUCAUGUGCCUUUGCAGCGGAGUCUUUUUCGCUGGCUGGGUCUUACUGACUCUCUGCGCGGUGCGGUGCGGGCGCGGCAGAGUCAGGAUGAUAGUCCUUCAAUCCACGGCGAAUUCUUUAGUUCGAGUCCUCUUUUCCGCUCGCAACGUGUUGGCCAGUACUCGCAUCGUGCCUCCCAGUUCCCUUCCCUCCCUCAGGCAUAUUGCCCCACGGACUUCACCUAUUUCGUUGACGGAGUCCGACAGAUUUUCAGUCUCACUUCAGUCUGACUUCAGUCGCGCCUUCUCGAGAUGCUCGCAGUCGCUUCUGCUCGCCGCGGCGACCAUGGCUCAUCUUCCCGGGCUGAGGUCGAAAUCGACGGUCAAGAUGAUUCCUACGGAUGGACACCGACGGUCCUGAUGGCGCGGUCGUGCAGCGAUUCCAGCGCACCCACGAGCAAUUACGCUCCGGCCAACAAUCCCCCGAGGCCGUUCUCCCGCCCCACGCCUCCGCGGAAUCCGCGGGGCUUCCGCAGCCAGCAGGCUCCUCGUCCGCGCCGGCACUCCUUCAGCACCUUCCACGAGCUUUCCGACGGCUUCGUCCGCGGCUCUCCGAGUCGAGAGUCGCCGCUUGCGACGCAAGGGACAUCCGAGCCGGACCAGGCUCAGUCUGCUAGUAACGCCGCGGAUACGCGCUGCCAUCAUGGCAGCGGAACCGCGAAGAAUUUGACCGAGCGCCGCGGUCCAUACCUCCGCCAAUUGUUUGAAUCCCCGCCGGAGGGUUCUGCACGGAUCGCCGCCGCGGCAGGGGCGUCUGUAGCGUCGCACACACCGGCCGCCCUGCUCGCUGCUUACUCGGCGUUCCAAAAGCAGCCUGCGCCCCCCCGGCCCGCUCCACAGUCCGCGCCGUUCCCACCCAGCGCGGCUGCCGCAUCAUCCUCCGCUCCAGCUCGAGUUGGAGGUACCGGACAGGCGCGAGCGUCGCUGCGGCACCAACGGGCGCGGUCCAUGGAAUCCGUGCUGGAAGAACUGGCGCUCCUGAGGCGGCUGCGAGACGCCAAGGCGGGUCAAGAGAGGAUAGCGAGCGAUGAGAGAGGCGGCAUGUUCGGAUGUUUGACAGUGGCUGCAGGGCUGCCAUCGUGCAAUCAUUUCAGAAGAAGACAAGAGACGCCAGCGCGGAUGCCAACGCCAACGCCACACGGACAGCUCUCGGCGCUUGAGCCAAUCACCCUCCGGCCUCGGCUGAAGGUCCAGUCUCAGUGCACGAGGCAGGCGGCUCCCCACAGGCAGCCAGCUAAAACAACGAGCUCUUCUCGCUGCACUGCUGCAGCUUCCAGUAGAAGCACUGCCCCUGGCGACUCACCCAAGGCAAAAUUCACAGCCUGUGUUGCGAGGCGAGCCUGCUCCUGUGCGGUAAAUUCACCUCAGCCAGCUAAGGUACAAUCACCCCAUGCUGCUGACUUGCCUCCUCAAGCAUCUUCACCAACUGUCACGAAGGUUCGUCAAGCCUUCUUCGCAAGCCACGUCAGCAUCACCCCCGCCUUCCCUCCUACUACGUCAACAUCAGCCUUCUGCUCGUCUACAACGCCUGCACUCCCUGCCCCAUCUUCCCUGCCAGCAUCAGCCUCUUCCGCACCUCCCUAUCUCCCGUCAGACUCCAGCUGCAAUUACUCAUCAUCUGCCCACUCCCCCUUGUUGCCCUUCACUCUGAAGGAGUCAGAUUCAGCAGCAGCAACUUGUACUCGAAAUGCCGAAACACAGUGCAAGUUGGCCCCUAACAAUGGUACCAGCAGCUGUUGUGAAACUGAGGCCCUGCCUACGUAUCAGCUGCUGCCUGGGUCACCAACGAGGGAGAAAGACCCUCUACAGAGAAUGCCCAGGACAUCAGCUGCAGGAGGGUGUGAUGAAGGGUGCACCAAGCUUGGUCGGCCAUCGCUGCCCAUGAGCCAAUCAUAUCCACCUGCUGGUUUGGUUGUCACACAGACGGUUAGUGCUGCGGGUGGGAGAAACUCUUCAAGUGUAGCACCAGGGCAGAAGGAGCAAGGCCAAGAUACAGAAGGUAGAGUACAGCAGAGAGCCCAUGACUGCAAUGUUCUGCGAGGGGCACUACUAGAUACGGGCUUUAAGCAAGCCGUUUGCUUACGGAGACAAGCAACAAGGCGCGUUCACUUCAACAAGUGUGUAGAAGUGUGGACUUUCCUAUCAGAAGUGUGAAGCGCCCAGUGGCAAUGGUCUCGAGGAGGUCCACAUCAUCAAUUGUGCUAAUUUGCUCUACUGUUAGACGACCUUUAGGCGGGGCCCUAGAAAGGGCCUUCUGCACAUCGAAGCAUCUGCUUUUAUCAUAUAUGCCGUUAUGAUGUCAUCAGCUAUGUGUGCCUAGAGGCGAGGACAAGUGUCUGGA
Messenger RNA from Closterium sp. NIES-67, 2789 nucleotides. The record is from the annotation of a GenBank genome assembly. Lineage: Eukaryota; Viridiplantae; Streptophyta; Zygnematophyceae; Desmidiales; Closteriaceae.